This is a messenger RNA of Schizosaccharomyces cryophilus OY26, 1367 nucleotides long. Its product is annotated as glutamate-cysteine ligase regulatory subunit. Gene Ontology annotation, molecular function: glutamate-cysteine ligase catalytic subunit binding; enzyme regulator activity. Lineage: Eukaryota; Fungi; Ascomycota; Schizosaccharomycetes; Schizosaccharomycetales; Schizosaccharomycetaceae. The record is from RefSeq and is a predicted model, not a curated record. The transcript is spliced from 4 exons. Gene Ontology annotation, biological process: glutathione biosynthetic process. Gene Ontology annotation, cellular component: glutamate-cysteine ligase complex. The coding region runs from base 317 to 1177 and encodes 286 amino acids.
GUUUAUGUAAGCAAACAUGCUCCUUUUAUUCAGAUAACUGAGCAUUUCCCGUAUUCAGCUUCCGUACUUCAUUACUGUGAAUUUCUCUACAUUCCACUUCACAGAAUAUUUUCGAUUGUUUUUGGAUUUUUUGAAUUCCUUUCAAGAUUUUGUGGAUUUGGACACUACGUUACUGUUUUCAAAAAACGCUUGAAUCCGUGGUCUAUUGGAAAUUUCGUUGAGCAAGAAGAGACGCGAUAUUUAUAGCAGUUUCAGUUUUGAUUUAUUCUUUUCUUUUACUUUACAUUUAGAAACUGUUGUACUUUUAACAGGAAAAAUGGGAUGUGCAGAUGUCAAGCAAUUGCUCUUAUGUACUGGAGAUGUGACCAAGAAUUUAAAGUCAGGGAUUUGGAAUACUUCUCGUUCAGCAUCCAAUUUAGAGUUAAUUAAGGCAUUAGAAAAUGGCAACUUUCAAGAAUUAAAGGAUACUGGAGACGUCGCAGACUCUCACACUAAAAUAUUUGUCGCCCCAAAUGAUCCCCUUCAAAACCUAGAUGGUAAAGCUGACGACUAUGAAAUAAUUGCGAAGCUGUUCUUUUUGGAUGGAAAAAAUAUCAAUGUUGAGAAUAGGCGUGAGACGACCGAUCAAGUAUUCCAGUAUCUGAACCAAUUGUUGGGUAUCCAGGAAGUUUCCACACUUGUGGUCUCUUUCCCCAACGUGGCAUUUUCAAAAAAAAACUUAAAGGAUACUCCAGAUUCGCAGGUAUAUUCUUCCAUAGACCAAAUUCCUAAAGAAGAGAUCCAGUCUUGGAUCGAUACCUGGAAAAUUUUUGAAGAAAAAGUUCGCCAGGGGAAAAUAGGGACUUUAGGAAUCAGUGAAUUUGGUGUUCCUGAGCUGGAGCAAUUAAUUCCCAAUGUAGAGAUUUCUCCUGAAUCUACUCAAAUCAACACUGGAGGUCUGUGUGAGCUUCCCUUAGACUUGACAAAGUAUACUGAGCAGAAACGUCUAAAAGUUUUCUUACAUUCAGACCCUGCCGCGUUAAUUGAUGAAAAGGAAAUCACGGAAGCAAUUCGUCACGCAUGUCCUAAUUUCCCAAUACGAGCUCGUGCGGAUUGGGUUGUGCGAUAUACGAUUCUUUCUAGAAAAACAUCUGUCAUUCACAGAAAAGGUUACUUCGUGAAAGGAAGUUUAAUUUGAAUGAACGCACGUUUUUGAGAGUGCGUAUAAUAGCUUUAUGUGGUCGACAUGGAUAUUUUAUGAUUGUUAACUUCUAUAAUAUAGCUGAUUAUUAAUGUACAAAUUUAUCCUGGUUUUAUAAUUCCUCUUUUGUUUGUGAAGUGUAUUUGAUUCAGUCUAGCGUUUUUUCAAUGGACUACAACUAUUGGCA